CUUUGUUUGAGGGGCUAGGGUUUUUCCCUCAUCCUUUCGACCGUCUCUCUCACUUGGUUCUCGGCUUGGCAGGAACCCCAGAAAUUCUCUGCGCACCUAGAGCUCUCGUCUUGCCAAGAUGGGUAUCUCUCGUGAUUCUAUGCACAAGAGGCGUGCCACUGGAGGCAAGAAGAAGGCUUGGAGGAAGAAGAGAAAGUAUGAGCUCGGAAGGCAACCAGCCAAUACUAAGUUAUCCAGCGACAAGUCAAUCAGGAGGAUCAGAGUUCGUGGGGGUAAUGUGAAGUGGCGUGCUUUUAGGCUUGAUACUGGAAACUACUCUUGGGGUAGUGAGGCUGUGACGAGAAAGACCCGUAUUCUUGAUGUGGUGUACAAUGCAUCUAACAAUGAGCUUGUUCGUACUCAAACUUUGGUGAAGAGUGCCAUUGUUCAGGUUGAUGCAGCUCCAUUCAAACAGUGGUAUCUUCAGCAUUAUGGAGUGGAUAUUGGACGGAAGAAGAAGACCUCAGCAUCUGCUAAGAAGGAAGAGGAAGGUGAUGCUCCCUCUGAGGAGGCAAAGAAGAGCAACCAUGUCCAGCGCAAGCUGGAGAAACGUCAGCAGGAACGUAAACUUGAUGCACAUAUUGAAGAACAAUUCAGCAGUGGUCGUUUGAUGGCUUGCAUCUCAUCAAGACCUGGUCAAUGUGGCAGAGCAGAUGGAUAUAUCUUGGAGGGCAAAGAGCUUGAAUUCUAUAUGAAGAAACUCCAAAGGAAGAAGGGAAAGGGAGCUGGUGCUGCAUAAACUUUGUCGUUAAGAUGUUUUCUGCCCGUGUUUCUAGUUCCAUCUGCCUUUUCUUCUUAUGAAGACGAUAAGCUAUUGCAACUAAGAUGAAAAAGUUAUUUAGGAACUUCAAUUUUGCUGGUAUUAGUUGUUGAAUUACAAUACUGUAGUCUUUUUCAACAUUACCAUGAAUUUCUGAACUUGCCAGUUAUUUAGCAAUUACUUGAUUCAUAAUACGAUCCACUCCAGGGUAAAUUCUCCACCA
Momordica charantia (bitter melon) is the source of this 1022-nucleotide messenger RNA. Its product is annotated as small ribosomal subunit protein eS8. Gene Ontology annotation, biological process: translation. The record is from RefSeq and is a predicted model, not a curated record. Gene Ontology annotation, molecular function: structural constituent of ribosome. Gene Ontology annotation, cellular component: ribosome. NCBI's taxonomy places the organism in Eukaryota, Viridiplantae, Streptophyta, Magnoliopsida, Cucurbitales, Cucurbitaceae.